UACGACCUAAUUAUAUUAGCGUUUUUUACGCAAGCCUGUAUGUGCAAUUUUUUUUUUCCUUUUAAUUUUACCUCUACGAAAAUAAACAUUAAGUACACCUCCAAGUACAAAACGCUUCUUUUUGUGGAGAAAUACAGCUACUUGUAAAUACUCCUUUGAAUUUUCUUAGAAAACAUUUCCGUGCUAACAUGUUUAUUUUCGCCUAGUUACCAGCUGGUCAGCUCUUUAAAUUUUUCAUUAUUUAUUUGUCUCUUUUCUUUAACUAUUUAUCUAACGUUUCCAAAUAUUUAUCUCUGGAAUUGUCAGCCGUCCAUUCUUUAGUAACACAAUUAUUUUAAAGAAAGAACACCAAUUAACUUGAUUCGUUUGGGUCCACUCUUUUUUAUAAGAAUAUUGUGUUUUUCCGGUCAAGGCUAAAUAUUCGACUCAUUUUUCUGCCGAUGUAAGGCUCAAAGUAUUCUUGCCAAUAUUCUUGUGUUUACGAACUAAUUAUAUUGUCGCUCAAAAUGCCAUAGAAGCGCCCGCACCAUUACUGCUAAUUUUAAAACUAAGAAAGGUUUGCCAAUGUUUUAUGUUUUUAAUUCGGUUUCUUUCACGCAACCGUAAUAUCGUUUGGCUUUCAGUUUUACCUCUACGAAAGCUAACAUAAAGUGUACAUCCAAGUGCAAAACUCUCCGUUAUGUACGGACUUACAGCUGCUUAUAAACAUUCCUUAUAAUUUUCUUAGAAGACAUUUCCGUGCAAACAUAUUCAUUUUUGCUUGGCUACUAGUUUGUCACCCUCUAAUAACUGUUUAGUCAUUAUUUGUCUGUUUGUUGUAAUAAUUUAUUUGAGUGGCGUUUGCAAAUAAUACGUCACUUAGAAGCUCUCAACUGCCCAAUCGUUUGUAGUAAGAACCAUUUAAAAGAGAGAACCCCAAACAUCUGGUCCAGUUCUUAAAAGAAACCGCUUGCAACAAGAGCCUAAAUUGUCGCAGAAGAGUUACAACAAAGACCAGAAACGUUCGCUGAAUUGCGGAGAUAUGAAGUUCACUUUCGCUACUAUAUUUCUGUCCGCCCUCAUCUUCAAUCCAGGAAUGAACGCUGAGGGAAGGGUGACCCAAAAAGAGGAUGCCAACCUCGGAGCUCAGAUGUCAAUAGCUGACCAGCCCAAUCAAGACGUUCAUCUGUCUCAAGAAGAUCCCGCAGCGGAUUCGACAGAUGAGGAGGCACUUCGCUCGGCUAUGCCCGUUGCCUGCAGGGCAAGUUAUGGCGUAGAAAUUAGCCUGAUAACCGUGGAGGAGAAGAAAAAAGGUCAAAAGAAGAGCUGCGAAGACAUUUGUCACGACAAACAAUUGACUUGUUUGGGAGAGUUGGAUACGCCUAGAAAGAAGGGUAAGCCUGGCUGGAGUUCCGAAUGCAACGAGAGCGGCGGUGCCACAAGGAAUGUUAUGAAGUUUUGCUGCUGUCAAUCGUAAAUUGUGAGUUCGGUCUUACCAACGAAAGAGGUUCCUGAAACUCUCUAGUAAGAGCAAAUAAAGAUGUAAUAACCAGAA
Orbicella faveolata is the source of this 1534-nucleotide messenger RNA. RefSeq lists its product as uncharacterized. The record is from RefSeq and is a predicted model, not a curated record. Lineage: Eukaryota; Metazoa; Cnidaria; Anthozoa; Scleractinia; Merulinidae.